Molecule: messenger RNA, 3058 nt
Organism: Paramacrobiotus metropolitanus
Lineage: Eukaryota; Metazoa; Tardigrada; Eutardigrada; Parachela; Macrobiotidae
Product: ADAM 17-like protease
Exons: 19
Coding region: 368-2776 (802 amino acids)
Biological process (GO): membrane protein ectodomain proteolysis; Notch signaling pathway
Cellular component (GO): plasma membrane
Molecular function (GO): metalloendopeptidase activity
Source: RefSeq, a predicted model, not a curated record
CCUUGUUUUUCUGAUUGCGAAACGCAGCGUGAUUCAUAUUCCGACUGAAUGGAUGUCGUCAGAUUGCCUUCCGCUAAUGGUGCUGCUUGCCAACUCGGGCCAGACAGUCGACCGUCUGCGAUUUGUUGUACUUUUGUUUUUUAUACAGCUCCUGUUUCGAAACCACAUUAACAUGAUUGAUUGUCAUUUUUAAGUUUUUAACAGUUGUAAAUCGGGCAUUGAGUCGCGAUUUUAAGACUAUAGUUGGUGUUGUUUCUUAAGGAAAUGUUAAGGAGUUGAUGUAGCGCGGUUAUAUGGUGUCACAACCUGAAAGUUUUGAUUUACGGAUUCGUAUCGUUACUAGCGUUGAUGAUUGUGGCUGAAAACUAUGAUUCUGCUGCGGGAUCGCCAUAAUCGGAUUAUAUGGUCGGGAUUGUCUCCUCUGACAGUAUGUCGCUUUUCAGGGAUCUCCGUGUUGAUUCUGGCUGGUUUGGUCAGUCAGAGCAGCCAAUCUGUACAAACAGGUUUGCUCACGAGUCGCUUGCGCGGUUACGAUAUUCUCCAAGCGACAGAAGUGGCGCAUAAGAUUGUCAAGCGAGCCAGUAAUCCCAGUCCGAACGAUUAUAAUAAUAUGGUCGAUAUCAGGUUCUUCGCUCUUGACAAAAAUUUUCGACUGACUUUAACGCCGAAAGCCAGUCUCUUCGCUCCCGACAUGGAGUUCGCUGCCGUGGACGGUGACGGCGCUCGAACACCGUUCUACGUCAAUACGGAGGCGUUCUACGGCGGUCAUGUAUUUGGGGAAAAGGAUUCUGCAAUUAAUUUGCACUACGAAAAUAACCAGUUCACCGGAUCAGUUCGAACGUCGGAUGAAGUGUACUAUUUUGAACCAGCAGAUCUGCACCUGCCGGGUGCUGGCGAAGAUGCCACCUUGGUCUACCGAAAAUCGGAUAUCAUUGUCAAUGAUUCUGUAGAACGGAACGAAAGUCGCUGUGCCGCUGUAUCUGUUGUUGCAGACGAUGAUGUUGGUGAUUUCGAUGACUUGUCGCUUAGUCGUGAUAAACGCCAGAUCCCGACUUUUGUUCCGACUCACACACGGUGCGGAUUGCGAUUAGUGGCCGAUCAUCGCUUUUUCACUUCCAUUGGAGCUCGAAGCACAAAAAGGACCGUUACAUAUUUGAUCAACAUCAUCGACCGAGUUAAUGCCAUUUACAAUUCCACAAACUGGAACGAGGGACAUGACAAUGAUCCCUUGCUGGGCUACGGGUUCGUUAUUCAGGCGAUCAAUGUCUUGACGGAAGCGACGCGCACCAGAAAUGGUGACCCGCAUUAUAAUGAUGCGACGGCACGGGGCGAUUCAAAAGAAAUCCUGGACUUGUUCAGUCGCGAUCCUGACCACCAAAAUUUCUGCCUUGCUCAUCUUUUCACCGAUCAGGUUCUGGAAAGCGGUGUCCUGGGGUUGGCGUAUGUAGGGAAUGGACGCCGUGGUUCAGCAGGAGGAAUAUGUUCUGCGUCGUAUGAAAAGGAAGGACGGCAGCUGUACUUGAACUCGGGCCUGACAACCUGUCGCAAUCAGUUUAAUCAAAUUGUCAUCACCCGUGAAAUGGAGCUGGUGACGGCGCAUGAACUAGGUCACAAUUGGGGCAGUCAACACGAUCCCGAAACCAAAGAAUGUACUCCAGAAUCAAAAGAUGGUGGACGGUACUUAAUGUACAUGUAUUCUGUGACUGGACUGGAAACGAACAACAAGUUCUUUUCUCCGUGUAGUCGGCGUUCUAUUCGCGAUGUUCUUUUGGGAAAAUCAGGCGGAUGUUUUCAAAAACCACAAAAGUCUUUAUGCGGGAAUUUUCUGGUGGAAGAUGGGGAAGAAUGUGAUGCCGGCUACAUGGGAGCCGACGAUAAAGAUUACUGCUGCGAUCGGCAUUGCAGGUUACGACCAACAGCUAAAUGCAGUAAUCGCAACUCGCCAUGCUGCGAAAACUGCACAUUUAUGGACCGUGGUAGAAUUUGUUUUCCCGGGAAUCGUGACAUCUGCCAGGGUACUUCUUAUUGCACUGGUGAAAAUGCCGAAUGCCCGGCUCCACCGGCCGCUCCGGAUGGAACGUUCUGCUUUGACGAUGGACAGUGUCGGGCGGGACAAUGCUUGUCGUUUUGCGAAACGAAGGGGCUUAUUUCCUGCGUUUGCGAUAACAUAAUGGAAUCGUGCUUGGUCUGUUGUCGAAAACAGAACGAAACGUGUCAUCCACACGAUUUUUCCAAGUCACUUAAAAGCUACAAAUCCGUGCCGGAUGGAAGGGCUUGUAUUCAAGGCACCUGUUUACAGGGAACGUGCCGGAAAACGUCGGUGGACUUUGUGGCCAGAGUUUGGCUGGUAAUUGAGCGGAUUGACUUCAGCAAUUUUGCUGGGUUCUUGAAAAAUAAUAUCGUGGGAACUGUUAUCAUCUUGACUUUGAUUGUAUGGAUUCCGGGUAGCUGUUUGAUUCAUCGAAUGGAUAAAAAAUAUGAGGAAGAGCAUCCCGAUGUGUACGGUACACUGCGCAAAUCGGUGAUUGCUCAAUCAACGCAUGAUGUCAGCCGUACGCCACUGAUUAUUCCCCGCGUUGAUGCCCGGCCACGUUGGGAUGGUCCCGCUUCCGCCCGUGUCGUGACAUCACCCGGACAAUCCUCCAGCACCGCUGCCUCUGGCCGUGCACGGGCGGGUCCUAAACUGGCUAACAUUGUUCAGUUGGCCCUAGAAAACCAGAAGAGAGAAGCAGCAGCCAACUGGAAUCGUGCCUCUGAAGCCAAUACUACUGUGUGAUUUUUAUUCUGUGUAUUAAUACCGCAUUUUUCCUUGGUGAGUUCCUGUUUAUACGAUAACUUAUUGUUUAGUGAUUCCCGAACAUUUGCCUUAUUGUGCAAAACCGGUGCCGGCGGCAGCUUUUUUUUGGUUAUUUAGUUUGUUUGUUUAACGUUACUUUUGAGGUUGUUGUUGAGAUUUCCAGCCGUGAGUUGCUUUUAAAUGAUUUCAGUUGUAAUUACAAAGAAUUACUGGAUAGAUUCAAAUAUCACGAAAAAUGUUCGAAAUGAAAAGAAAAGUACA